UAAAUCGUAGAGGGAGGUUUUGAUCAGCUGAGGCAGACUGUAUAUAAACCUCGAACAGCUGUUCCUGAGCAUCGUUUGGUUGCCUGCAACUGUCUGAAGACCUCAAGCUCUCCGGAGGAAUUUGCUAAAGUGAUCACAAGGCCACGCUGAUCAUGGACAUAACCAUCAGCAUGCUAAACGGGACAUCCCACACCCUGAGGGUGCACCCUGGGGACACAGUGGGGUCUCUGAAAAUCCUCAUCCAGGAGAAACUAGGAGUUCUCGUUGCAACGCAGAAGCUGGUGUUUGUGAACGGCAUGAACACCGAUCUCAGCGACGACUCGAGGCCCCUGAGCUCCUACGGCUUACAACAUGGCGCCAGGGUGUCCCUGCUGGUGACCCAGCCGGUGACCCCGCUGGUGACCCAGCCGGUGACCCCGCUGGUGACCCCGCCGGCGACCAUCCAGGUGUUCCUCAGAAACGAAAAGGGGACGAUAAGCACCUACGACAUCAAACCCGAUGAGACCGUGAGCCACUUCAAGACCAAGGUCCAGAGCAGAGAGGGGGUUCCGGUGAGCCAGCAGAGGCUCAUUCACCAAGGCAGAGAGAUGACCGAUGGCAGACGACUUUCCGACUACAACGUUGGAGCGCUGAGCACCAUCGACAUGACGUUCCGUCUAAGAGGAGGCUGAGGACACUUCCAUCUAGUUAAUAUUGUGUAAUCUGUACAUUCCUUUAUUUAACCUAACUCAAGAUCAUAGAACCCCAAAUGCCAUUUCGUAUUUAUUUGUAUUUUCAUUUUGAAAAAUCAAUGCAUUCCAAGUAUAAUUCUGCCAUAUCU
Molecule: messenger RNA, 820 nt
Organism: Etheostoma cragini (Arkansas darter)
Lineage: Eukaryota; Metazoa; Chordata; Actinopteri; Perciformes; Percidae
Gene: isg15
Product: ISG15 ubiquitin like modifier
Exons: 2
Coding region: 153-671 (172 amino acids)
Biological process (GO): protein ubiquitination; modification-dependent protein catabolic process
Cellular component (GO): nucleus; cytoplasm
Molecular function (GO): protein tag activity; ubiquitin protein ligase binding
Source: RefSeq, a predicted model, not a curated record